CUCCGCCCGCCCCUGCCCGGGGCGCCCAGACCGGCCUCUCCGGUCGCGGCGGCGCUGCAGCUCCCACCCCUCGCGGCUGCUCGGGGCGCGCGGCUCUCCCGCCCGGGCGCACUUCUGCUCGGCUCUGCGCGGCUUUGCGACACCGCGCCGUUAACGUAACUCCGCUCUUGUGGGUUCCCCCCCGCCGCUGCCGCCGCCCUUGCAGGACAGAACCAGCGGGGGAAGGAGCCGCGCGGGACGGCGAUGGCGCAGUUUCCAGGCAGACUCUGGCUUCUGGCCCUGGGCCUGGCGGUGACCCUGCGCCUCUCCCGGGCAGGGCUGCCCGUCAUCCGCCUCAAUGAUCAGGCGGGUCCUAUUCUGGAGGGCAGCAAUGUGACCCUGGAGUGCCUGAGUGACGAAGGAGGAGAGGAUUUAAGCGAAUUCACCUUCCAGAAAUUCAGCAAGUGGCUCCACAGCUGGAUCUCUCUGGACAAAGGCAGCAGGCUGCACUGCUGGUUCUACGACGUGACUGUGAGCCGCGACAACGGGCGCCUCCUGUUGGCCAUCAACGACGUGCAGUACUGGCACUCCGGUCCCUACCGCUGCGCCAGUUCCAAUGCCACCAGCAACGCCUCCGUCUCCGAUGUGCUCGACCUGAAGAUGGAGUAUCUCCGCGGCGUCCACAUCUCUCGUGCAAACUCCUGGUGUGGGACCAUGGAGAAAACCAUCAGAGUGCAGGAGGGCCAGGAUGUGAAACUCCUCUGUUCAGCAGAUUCCUCGCAGACACCGCUCUUCGAAUGGACCCGAGAGGGGGACGACUGGAUUCUGCCAUCCAACACAUUAAACCUCAGCAAGGUGAACCGGGAACAAGCCGGGACCUACACUUGCCGGGCUCAGCAUCCCACCUUGGCCCAGCUGGUGAAGAGCAAGUCAGUCCUCCUGCUUGUGGAUGGUCCUGAGCGCUCAUUUUCGCUCGAGUCCCUGAUGUCGCUCAGCACCCCGAUGCUGGCCCUGUCCGUGGCGCUGCCCGCCGUCCUGCUGCUGCUCCUGAUCAUGGUCCUCGCCGUCCUGGUGCCCCGUCGGCGAGCGGCCGCGGCCAAGAAGAAAGCCGCCCAGCAAGAGGCUGGCCAGCGUACGCCUAUCUACAAAGGCAGCCUCGAAUCUGUGCCUUCCGUCGUGGGGGAUACCCACCCUCUGGUGAUGUAAUUAAGAGACCACAGGUUGAAGGGAGUCUGGUUCCCCCGCACCCCCGGCCUUUGUCACUUUCAAGAUGCAGCAUCUUCUGACUAUGGGAUGGUCAUAAUGUACAGUGACUGUUUUUGUAUGUAUAUGUUUGAGCUAUUGUUUCAUUUUUUCAGGAGGGGGGAGGUGGCACAAUUGGGACCAAAAGUGUGGGGGGCAGCAGUGAUGUUGGAACCCCCCUCCCCUGUUGGGGGCGAGUUGCCACUUGCCUGCAAUUCUCUGCUUCUCUUUAGGAGGGCAGGAGGGUAACGUUUGCUUAGGGCUGGUCUUUGAUCUCAGUCUGUCCUGGCAAGACUUAGCCCUUUUCUUCUUGGAUCAAGGCUUCUUUUUCAGGUAUUUCUACUUAUUGUAAAUUAAUGAGAAUAAGUCACAGAGCCUGCACUCAACUGUAUGCUUUGCAGGAUGUUUUUUAAAAAAAUUACCGUUCCAGCCUUUGCACACUAUAACUUGUUCCCAAUUUUCCCCGCUUCUCUUUUGUCGCUGCCCAAUUUCCUUUCAUAUACCAAAGAAUAUUACUCAAAAGUUUCCACUGAGGCUUAACCUCCUUACUCUAAAUUCCUUGUGAAGCAAAUGAAGAGCAAACAAACCAGGUCUGGGGGAAUUAAUAUUGUAUGGACUACUGGCCAGAGGGACUACUGGCCUCGAAUUUUAGGGCAGAAUUUUGGAGUGUCACAACCCCUACACCCAGGUGUAAAUGAAAGCCAGUGUGCCAUUUGGUUAGAGUGUUGGACUAGGGCUCGGGAGAGCAAGGGUCUAGUCCCUACUUGGCCUUGAAGCUUGCUGGUGACUUCAGGCCAGGCAGUAGCUCUCAGCCUAGCCUACCUCACAGGAGCGUUGUGAGGAUAAAACGAAGAGGAAGAAGAUGGUAUAGAGUGCCUUAAGUAUAAUGAAAACAUAAUGAGUGGCCUUUGUGGAUAGUGGGAGAGGGCCUGGAGGGGAACCACCUGCUCUCGUGCUCCGUUUGGAAACGUAAAGCAUUCGUUUUCUCGUGUCCUAUUUUGUACCUUUAAGAGUCCAGCUUCCACUGUAGCCCUGUGCAAAAAUGCAAGCGCCCCUUUGCUCGAGUUCUUGCAGUAGCUUUAAGGCCAGGAAGCAGCAAUACAUCUGGAAUUUCGGUGGAGCUUUGCUAUUAUUUGCAUGCCAGCACGCAGUGGUGAUGGUGAGAGGCGGAGCAACUGUUUAUUAUGCCUGUCUCUGCAGUGUGCAGUUUAAAUGUCCCCCCAUCCGGCACUUCCUUUCAUCAAAAUAAAAAAUCACAAAAUCUUGCAA
This is a messenger RNA of Varanus komodoensis (Komodo dragon), 2490 nucleotides long. RefSeq names its product cell surface glycoprotein MUC18-like. Gene Ontology annotation, molecular function: cell adhesion molecule binding. The transcript is spliced from 8 exons. Gene Ontology annotation, cellular component: cell-cell junction. Gene Ontology annotation, biological process: cell-cell adhesion. The coding region runs from base 244 to 1185 and encodes 313 amino acids. The record is from RefSeq and is a predicted model, not a curated record. Lineage: Eukaryota; Metazoa; Chordata; Lepidosauria; Squamata; Varanidae.